CAAAAAAGAGAAAUGAGAGGGCUCUGUUAAUGAUGGGGUUUCUACUAUAAAGAUGAGAUCUAUAAGUUUCACCUAAAACCAAUCUUAGAGGCUUAAAACCAUCCUUCCCAAGGUGUAUAUAACAAAAAUGAUACUUUCAGUGAUCGUUGCGAUCCUCGUCUGCCUUGUAGGCUACAUUUACCGAUCAUUGAAGCCUCCACCACCGCGGAUCUGCGGCGUUCCUCACGGUCCUCCGGUUACUUCUCCAAGAAUCAAGCUCAGUGACGGAAGAUAUCUUGCUUAUAGAGAGUCAGGCGUGGAUAGAGCCAAUGCUAACUACAAGAUCAUCGUCGUUCAUGGCUUCAACAGCUCAAAAGACAUGGAGUUUCCAAUCUCUAAGGAUCUUAUUGAGGAGCUUGGGAUAUACUUUCUGUUUUUCGAUAGAGCAGGAUAUGGAGAAAGUGAUCCACACCCAUCACGCACAGUCAAGAGCCAAGCAUAUGACAUUCAAGAACUCGCUGAUAAACUCAAGAUCGGACCAAAGUUCUACGUUCUCGGUGUAUCACUCGGUGCUUACUCGGUUUAUAGCUGCCUCAAAUACAUUCCCCACAGAUUAGCUGGAGCAGUCUUAGUGGUUCCAUUUGUGAGCUAUUGGUGGACUAAAGUGCCUAAAGAACUUUUGAGUAAAGCGCUCGAGCUAAUGCCAAAGAAAGACCAGUGGACGUUUAGAGUGGCUCAUUAUGUUCCAUGGAUGUUGUAUUGGUGGUUGACCCAAAAAUUGUUUCCGUCUUCAAGUAUGAUCUCUGGGAACAAUGCCUUAUACAGCGACAAAGAUUUAGUCUUCAUAAAAAAGAAGUUGGAGAAUCCAAACUCUCACAUGGAAAAAGUCAGGCAACAAGGGGACCAUGAAUCUCUUCACAGGGACAUGAUAGCUGGAUUUGCGACAUGGGAAUUUGACCCGACUGAAUUGGAAAAUCCGUUUGCGGAAGGUGGAGGAUCAGUGCACAUGUGGCAAGCCACCGAAGACAGAAUAAUUCCUCGCGAAAUUAAUCAAUAUAUCACAGAUAAGCUUGCAUGGAUUAAGUACCACGAGGUCCCAGGUUAUGGACAUAUUAUAAACGCUGAAGAGGAGAUAUGUGAAAACAUUAUAAAGGCGCUUCUUGUCUAGUGAUGAUCAUCAUUUAUCUACACAAGAUGUGUUAACGUUCUACACUAAUGUUAAAGGGCUUAUUUGGCUUACUAAAGAGAUUUAUUUGAUGAGUUAAAAAAAUUGUUAUUGUCAAAAGUUUGAAAAGUCGUAUUAAUGUAAGGUCAAAUUCUUAUCACCCGAUAAAGAUAAGGUUAUGUUAAUGGUUGAUUUCUUUUUU
Molecule: messenger RNA, 1346 nt
Organism: Eutrema salsugineum
Lineage: Eukaryota; Viridiplantae; Streptophyta; Magnoliopsida; Brassicales; Brassicaceae
Exons: 5
Coding region: 128-1147 (339 amino acids)
Source: RefSeq, a predicted model, not a curated record